Messenger RNA from Paramisgurnus dabryanus, 804 nucleotides. RefSeq names its product neuritin 1-like b (gene nrn1lb). Gene Ontology annotation, cellular component: plasma membrane. Lineage: Eukaryota; Metazoa; Chordata; Actinopteri; Cypriniformes; Cobitidae. The record is from RefSeq and is a predicted model, not a curated record. Gene Ontology annotation, biological process: nervous system development; neuron projection extension.
AGUUUUUCUCCAGAACAGAAAGUUUGAUGGGAUCUCAAGAAUGUUUGGAUGAUUGAUACAUGACUGUUUGUUAAAGCGUGUAACAUUGGGGUGCUUGUCUGUGUGUGGCCUUCAGUUCAUAAUUCUGGCCUGUUCAGCGGAAUGCAUCUGCUGCUGUUUAUUUCAUUCUGCCUCAGUCUCUGCUCCUCUGUGCUGAGUGCAGCAAUAGAACCUCCAUGUAGCGCUGUAUACAGGGGCUUUGCCGAUUGCCUGGUUACUCUGGGUGACAGUGUGAGCUCGAAGAAUGAUAACCCACAAGACAUCAACUCUAUUUGCAAGUCAUGGGAUGCUUUCCAGGUGUGUGUGAGUGAUGUGCUCUCAGGUUGCCGUGGUGAUGCAGCAAAGAUUUGGGAAUCUUUGAGAGCAGAGUCUCGGAAAACAACAUUUGCUGGGAAUCUCUACGACAUGUGUGCUAGACGUACAGAGGCCGUCACCGCAACCCCUACACAGGGUCUUCCCAGCACUGAUCAAACCAAUCAGGAGUCCCUCAAAGGAUUUGCUCAUUCUGGCAAGCACUUGCCGAGCACAGAGCUGCUGCUAACAUGCUUCACUCUUCUCCUGCUGCUUUCAUUCAGCUGGACUGAUGCUAUUGUCCAAUGAUAGUGUUUUUCUCUUUAAAUUUUAUUUUACGUUCUUCUAAAGUCUAAAUCUGUCAAAUUUCCAUCAGUACUUGGAGUUUGUAUCAAAACUGGGUUUUUGUUUGUGUGUCUUUGCGUUUUUUAACAGUUUGACAAACUGAAUAUGUAGCAGCAUAUAUUAGUUUUA